AUGACUGAUAAUAUUUAUUCUGCAAAAUACUCGGGUGUCGAUGUAUAUGAAUUUAUUCAUCCUACUGGAUCAGUAAUGAAGCGAAAACUUGAUAAUUGGGUUAAUGCUACACAUAUAUUAAAAGCUGCAAAUUUUGCAAAAGCCAAGAGGACAAGGAUAUUAGAAAAGGAAGUUAUUAAAGAGACACAUGAAAAAGUCCAAGGUGGUUUUGGUAAAUAUCAAGGUACUUGGGUACCUUUGGAUAUAGCGAGAAAGUUAGCAGAGAAAUUUGGUGUUCAUGAAGAACUUAGAAUUUUAUUUGACUGGACUCAAACUGAUGGCUCUGCAUCUCCUCCUCCUGCUCCAAAACAUCAUCAUGCAUCUAGAUCUGAUUCCACAAGGAAAAAGGCUACAAAGAGUAAUAGUACUUCUGCAGUCCUUGAAAAGAGUAAAAGACAAAAUAGCGAUAUAGGUAAAGCUUCUCCAGUAGUGCCGAAGAAAAGGGGAAGACCACCUUUAGCUGGUUCGGCAGCUAAAAGGAAAUUGGAAGCUUCAUUAAAACGUUCUCAGAGUGAUAUUGGCUUUCCAAGACCUAGCAUACCGAAUUCCUCUAUACUGACAAACCAGUUACCUUCGAUACUUACAAAUAAACUGGAAUCUCUCGAUGAGGAAUCACAACGGGACAGUCCGAUUUCAUUAAGUCAACAAACUCAAUUUAAAGAAUUAGAUUUGAAUGAUGGAUUGUCAAGUGAUGUGGAACAACACCAAUAUCCAUUAGAAACAAAUGCUUUCGAAGAUGUUAAUGAUUUCCAACAAAAUAAUGAUGAGCAAAAACCUUCAAUUAUAGAUAACAAGCAAUAUGCAAUUACACAGACAAAUCCUUAUGAGGCAUCAUCUCCCACUGCCUCUACUCCUACUUUGCCCACAUCACCGGCUGAUUUAUCUGAUACAGCACCAUUUGAUCAUAGAUAUGCUAUUGGUACUUCACCUGUUAUCUCAACAAUUCCAAGAUACCCUCCAGCUCAAGCAAGACCUGAAACAUCUGAUAUAAAUGAUAAAGUUAAUCAAUAUUUAUCAAAGUUAGUUGAUUAUUUCACAUCUAGCGAAAUGAAGUCUAAUAAUGAAAUUCCUAUAGAACUGCUAAACCCUCCACAGAAUAGUGCACCAUACAUAGAUGCUCCUAUAGAUCCGGAAUUACAUACUGCAUUUCAUUGGGCAUGUUCUAUGGGAAAUCAAAUGAUAGUUGAAGUGUUGAACAAUGUAGGUACUAGCAUACGUUCUACCAACUCCCAAGGACAGACACCAUUAAUGAGAAGUGUAAUGUUUCAUAACUGUUAUACCCGAAGGUCUUUCCCAGGAAUUUUUCAACUAUUAAGAGAUACGGUAUUUGACGUUGAUAACAGUCAUCAAACCAUAAUCCAUCAUAUAGUAAAGCGUAAAUCUACGACACCUUCCGCAGUCUAUUAUUUAGAUUUGGUCCUUUCACAGAUAAAAGAUUAUUCUCCACAAUAUAAGAUAGAGAUGUUUCUCAAUACCCAAGAUUCUAAUGGGGAUACAGCGUUGACCAUUGCGGCUAAGAAUGGGGACAAAGUAUUCUUUAACAAGCUAACAUGCAACGGGGCUAUGGGGAAUAUAGUCAAUAAACAAGGAACGACAGCAAAUGAAUUAAUGAAUGAGCAUUUUGAAGCAUCAAAAGUUCGUAGCCAAAGUAAUAGCAAUGAUCUAGUCGGUGCAUAUUUUGACUCACAAGGGGACUUCGGUAAACCAAUUGAAAACAGUGGCAUAAUGAAAUCUAAAACAGCAGAAGAGAUCACUAAGAAGAUACCUGAGAUUGUUGAAAAGUUGCAAAAAUUAGCAGAGGAAUACGACAAAAAAACAUUACAGAAUGAGAGUGAUGUUAAAGCGUUAGAAAAAACACUAUUCAGUUUAACUAAAUCCAUUAAGAAUGUUAGUGUACGUACUGCAGAGGUUUUGAAGAUAUCAAAUACUAACGAAAUCAAUGAUACUAUAGAGAAAAAGACGAUUUUAUCGAAAGAGUUAAAAUUGGGUAUUGAAAGUGACAGAAAGAAACUGCAAUCCCUUUAUGAAAGAGAGCAAUUGAUGCGUAUUGAAAAUUAUUUAAAGAACAAUGCAUUAGGUAAGGAAAACGAAAAAGAAGAGAAAGAGGAUGAAGAAGUACUAAGAUCUUUAAGACAAGAAUUGCAAGACAUUGAAUCGAUGCACCGGAAAACGAUUGAAGAGAUAAUAAAGCAAAUUCAAGACAAUGGUAAAGUACAUAAGUAUCGUAAGAUGAUUAGUGAGGGUACAGGCAUAGACACUAAUGAAGUUGACAAUUGUCUCGAUGUCAUAUUGCAAACAUUAAAAAAUGAAGCUAGUGUCCAAGAAAAAUAA
This is a messenger RNA of Vanderwaltozyma polyspora DSM 70294, 2370 nucleotides long. It is a transcript of the gene MBP1, whose product is annotated as transcription factor MBP1. Bases 1 to 2370 code for a protein of 789 amino acids. Gene Ontology annotation, cellular component: SBF transcription complex; MBF transcription complex. NCBI's taxonomy places the organism in Eukaryota, Fungi, Ascomycota, Saccharomycetes, Saccharomycetales, Saccharomycetaceae. The transcript has a single exon. Gene Ontology annotation, molecular function: transcription regulator activity; protein binding; DNA binding. The record is from RefSeq and is a predicted model, not a curated record.